AGUGAGCAUGUGCGCUGCGGGCAGCACGCGCUCGCAGGAGAUCGAGGAACUGGAGCGCUUCAUCGACUCCUACGUGCUGGAGUACCAGGGCGAGGCCGUCACCGACGGGGACAAGACACAGGUCUCCCAGGUGAGCACGCUUAGGAGGACGCAAGACAAAGUAGCGAUGGCGGCCACUGAGGCUGUUGAGGUUCGGCAAAACGCUAGCCCAAUGUCUACAGGCCUUGUCUGGACUGAAAUAAAAAUGGACUUGGCUUCGAUUGAGAAACUUAUCUCAGUCGUUCUACAACAACAAGCAGAUCUUGGUGCACGGCUUACCUCGCUUGAUUAUCCGCCACUACCUGGGCCUUCCACGGAUGUCUCCAUGACCCCCGCCCCGGGUAGCUCUGCCUGGUCUACGGUAGCUGCUGGCAAGUCUCGCCGCCGCCCUCCUCCUGUCGCGGCGUGUCGGACUGGGGCUGUUUCGGAUCUAGUGCUCCACAACUCCUUUGCUCCUCUUGCUGAUCUCCCUACGUCGCCUGCCCCACGUCGGAGUGGAUCUGGAUGUCCGGAUGAACAGGGCAGCGAAUCUUGCCCCUCGCCUGCUAUCCAGCCAGGCCAUCCAUCACCGCGCCAACAUGUAGCUCGCAAAGCUACCUCCAAGCGCAACAGGUCCGCAGACAGCGACGGCUCGAGUCCAGAGCGCGUUUCUGAUAAGCGGCUCAGGCCAGGCCAUCCAUCACCGCGUCAACAUGUAGCUCGCAAAGUUACCUCCAAGCGCAACAGGUCUGCAGACAGCGACGGCUCGAGUCCAGAGCGCGUUUCUGAUAAGCGGCUCAGAAUCUCUUCUCCAACGAUGGCCGCAGCAGAUUGCAUGGCCUCUACAUCUCCAACAGCGGAUAGCUUGUCAAGCCAUCGGGCUACUGCGAUGCCUCUGUUGGCUAAUGAUGCUGGUGUCGUUAGCUUGUGUAGCCCGUGUCAAACACCACCGGCGUUGUCCACGGCUGACAGCGUCCCUCAGCGUCCAGAUGGUCUACAACUUCCUCCUCGCACCUCUAUACACUUUAACCGCGAUGUUCAAUGCCCUCCUGAAAUUCUCAUUGUUGGUGAUUCGAUUGUCAGAGAUCUGAUUAUUCCUAGUGCUAUCACGUACUGUAUCCCGGGAGGAAGGGUUAUUGACAUCUCUCAUCUCAUUCCGUCUCUAUUGAACAGACAUUCUUCCGUAAACACUGUCAUUGCUCACGUGGGGACAAAUGACGUCAUGGCCCGGAACUCUGUGAAGCUACAGAAUGAGCUGGAGACGUUAUGUCUCACUGUUGAAAGCCUCGGGAAACGCUGCAUAAUGUCAGGCCCUAUCCCACUUAGCUCCAGUAAUUCAGAGCGUUUCAGCAGAUUGCAUAGUCUCCAUACCUGGCUGAAACAAUUCUGCAAUCUAGCUGGUCAUGAUUUUAUUGCUAAUUUUGAUAUAUUCUGGACCAAAUCAUUUUUAUAUAGAUCUGAUGGGGUGCAUCCAAACAAACUGGGCCUACUAGAGCUAACCACCAACUUUAUUCAGUUCAUUGCUUUCAGCACACCUUGA
Molecule: messenger RNA, 1558 nt
Organism: Engraulis encrasicolus (European anchovy)
Lineage: Eukaryota; Metazoa; Chordata; Actinopteri; Clupeiformes; Engraulidae
Exons: 1
Coding region: 8-1558 (516 amino acids)
Source: RefSeq, a predicted model, not a curated record